UUAGUGUUGACGUUACGUCCGCAGCCUUGGUAAUGGCAAGUGUCGGAAGGAGAGGAAGACGGCAGUGAAGUUUCUUGUCUUCUAGUUGUUAUUCUCGUUUAUUACAUUUAAAACCUCCUGCGUCGGUUUUUGUACUCUGGCAGUUGUUGUUUUUUUUACGUCGUUAUCGUCUAAGUAAGAACGUACCGGGACUAAAGUCCCGAAUGGUUGUUGGUCGGUUUCGAAAUAACUAAAAUACGCCACGAAGUUUGUUGGACUUCCAGCAGAGAAACUAUGACGCACAAGGAAGACGAAUAUGAUUACCUUUUUAAAGUGGUGUUGAUCGGAGAUUCGGGUGUAGGAAAGAGUAACCUGCUGUCCCGCUUCACCCGCAACGAGUUCAACCUGGAGAGCAAGAGCACCAUCGGGGUGGAGUUCGCCACGCGCAGCAUCCAGGUGGAGGGGAAGACCAUCAAGGCUCAGAUCUGGGACACAGCGGGACAGGAGCGAUACAGAGCCAUCACUUCUGCGUACUACCGCGGGGCUGUCGGAGCCCUCCUGGUCUACGACAUCGCUAAGCACCUGACGUAUGAAAAUGCAGAGCGCUGGCUGAAGGAGCUGCAGGACCACGCAGACAGCAACAUCGUCAUCAUGUUGGUGGGCAACAAGAGCGAUCUGCGCCACCUGAGGGCCGUGCCCACCGAAGAGGCGAAGGGCUUUGCAGAGAAGAACGCCUUGUCUUUCCUGGAGACGUCUGCGUUAGAUUCAUCUAAUGUUGAACUGGCUUUUCAGACCAUUCUCACAGCCAUCUACAACAUCGUCUCCCAGAGGCAGAUGUCAGGACAUGGCAACUCGGACUUCGCGCCGGCCUCCAACGUAGUUCCCAUCACAGUUGAGCCCACCCAGAGCUCGUCCAGCAAGGGUGCCUGCUGCCAGAACAACUGAGACCUUACCACUGACCUCCUCCUUCGUCUCAGUGGAGAAACAGCCAGAUAGACAGAGACAGGGAAGGUGGAGUUGACAGGUAGAGGGACGCUUACACUGGGUUUUGUCUGGUUCAGAUGUGUGGAGGGGGGGUGGUAAAUGAAGGAUGGACAGGAUGUGAGAGAAGGGAGGAUUGGGAUCAGUUGAAAGACAGCAGGGGAGGGAUUUUGUAACGGGCCAUUAAGAAGCUACAUCAUCACAGUGGAUUCAGGUUCUAAUGUUAAACUGAACAUGCUAGAAGGCCUUUUUUCUUAUUGCAGUCUUUUGAAACGGUCGUCCCUUUUAAGAAGCCGGAUUUUACAGGCUAAUAAAUGUUUCCUUUCCAUUUUCACUCCUGGGAUAUUGGGCAGUAAAGAUCCACUUCCAGAAGACUGAAUGGAAACCUUCUGUCGCAGCUCUUUCCCAUUUUCUCUUCAUCUGGAAUAUUUCAUAGAUUAUGUCCUUCUCUAUAUUUAUUAACACUUGUUAGCAUUGUUUGGCCAAAGGGUUUCUCACACUAACUGCUUCGUAGAAACAGGAUUUUCCUUUCUUUGAUUGUUUUCCUUAUUUAAAAUGAACCUUUCCUAAAUGAACAUAAUGGAAUAAAGACAGUUUUGCUCCAUCGGGCCUCAAUGAGCAACAACAUCCCUCCCUAACAGCGACAAGCAGCUUCUUUCUGAGUGCUUUUGAUCUUUGUUUGGGCGCCUCUCCUACUCUUCACACACUUUGUACUCUAAAGAUGAGUCAUGCUCCCGCAAGCCUUUGCACAGCAUUAACUCUAAAUGGGAUGGGAUAGCUGCAUUGGUGCUGGAUGGGUUAACUGCAGUGCAUGUCUGCUCCCCUCCUGACCGUUUCACCUUUUGCCCCAAACCUUGAGGCGCAGUGGGGAAGAUCUGGGAAUGGGUUUAAAUGCAUGGACGAGCCUGUGCUGCUGCCGCCUGCUAGCUGGGAUGAAUGAAUGAAUGGAUGGAUUGGAUUUCAGGGGAUGAGAUAGUGAGGGCACUCAGCCCUGCCCUGCUCCUGUGGUCUCUGAUGUACCCGUGAUGGCUUGUUUUACUGUAAAUGAAAUCCUCCACUGCCUGCUCACCUACUCCUCUGUCUCUGCACACUGUAUGUAACUGGAACAGGACUCUGCCUUCUGGGAUCUCCCUGAGGUCAGCCUUCACUUUCACUUGUCUAUAUUUCCUGUCCAAGGGGUGGGGGUUGUCUUCGGCAGCCAGGAUUGGGUUUGCUAGUAUCUAAUAAUCGAAUAGAUGAGGGAAGGGGGAAGGACCGUAGCGUUACAGGGGGGCUUGAUUUAAUCCAAAGGUUUCAGACACAGAGGGUGUUUUUUUGCGCAACAUCACAGACUUUUGUUCACUUCACAAGUCUUAAACUGGGUGGUGUAGGUAGACAUUUUAAGUUUUUAUUCUACUGUAUGUAUAUUUGGACUGCACAUGUAUAAAUAAAUAAAUCAGAUUUGUUAUCGCUCA
Messenger RNA from Girardinichthys multiradiatus, 2414 nucleotides. It is a transcript of the gene rab11al, whose product is annotated as RAB11a, member RAS oncogene family, like. Lineage: Eukaryota; Metazoa; Chordata; Actinopteri; Cyprinodontiformes; Goodeidae. Gene Ontology annotation, molecular function: GTP binding; GTPase activity. Gene Ontology annotation, cellular component: axon; transport vesicle; postsynaptic recycling endosome. The transcript has 5 exons. Gene Ontology annotation, biological process: neurotransmitter receptor transport, endosome to postsynaptic membrane; exocytosis; melanosome transport. The coding region runs from base 274 to 924 and encodes 216 amino acids. The record is from RefSeq and is a predicted model, not a curated record.